AUGGCCGCCUCCAUCGGCGACUUCUUCCGACGGAGCCUGCGGCGCUCCGCUCGCAGAGAGGGAAAAGAGGAGCCCCUGGCUGCUGAAACCAAAGCCUCGCCGGGGAGCUCGGGGAAGGCCGGGGACCGCAGCUCUGUCCUCUACUCAGCCGGCCAGUUCUUCUUCGAGUACCUUGUGGUGGUGUCACUAAAGAAGACGCUGGAGGGCCACUAUGAACCCAAGAUCUCCUACCAGUUCCCCAAGCGCGAGAACUUGCUCAAGGGCCAGAAGGAGGAGGAGGAACGUCUCCUGAAGGCCAUUCCCCUCUUCUGCUUCCCCGACGGCAACAACUGGGCGCCCGUGGCRGAGUUCCCCAGUGAAACCUUCUCUUUYGUCCUGACCAACGUGGACGGCAGCCGGAAGAUCGGCUACUGCAGGCGGCUGCUGCCAGCCGGUCGUGGCACCCGCCUCCCUGAGGUCUUCUGCAUCAUCAGCUGCCUGGGCUGCUUUGGGCUCUUCUCCAAGAUUUUGGAUGAGGUGGAGAAGAGGCGGCAGAUCUCCAUGGCCGUCAUCUACCCCUUCAUGCAGGGCCUCCGGGAAUCGCCCUUCCCGGCCCCGGGGAAAACCGUCACCAUUAAAAGCUUCAUUCCCGAGUCGGGCACGGAGCUCAUCGAGCUCACGCGGCCCGUGGACGCCCACCUGGAGCACGUGGAGUUCCAGGCGCUGCUGCAGCGGCUCAGCCCGCAGCUCAUCCUGCACAUCUUCGCCUCCGCCGUCCUGGAGCGGCGGCUCAUUUUCCUAGCAGAGGAGCUCAGCGUCCUGUCACAGUGCAUCCACGCCGUGGCCGCGCUCCUCUACCCCUUCACCUGGGCUCACACCUACAUCCCCGUGGUGCCCGAGUGCCUGCUCGACACCGUCUGCUGCCCCACGCCCUUCAUGGUGGGCAUCCAGAUGCGUCACCUGGAGCGCGUCCUGGAUCAGCCGAUGGAAGAGGCUCUGCUGGUUGACCUGUGCAAAGGGAAGAUCCUCCAGGCGGUGGGUGACGAGGAGGAGAUCUUGCCCAUCAAGCUGCAGAACGAGGUGCUGAUGUCCCUCAGCCGGCACCACAGCAACAACAACGUGCAGACAUCCGAGCAGGUGAACGCGCUUGUCUCUGAGGCCUUCGUGCAGUUCUUCGUCCGCACGGUCGGUCACUACGCCGCGCACAUCAAGUGGGGCAGGAGCGGCCGGGGCGCCUUCCAGGAGCGCGCCUUCUGCAAAGCCCUCGCCUCCAAGACCAGCCGCAGGUUUGUGAAGAAGUUUGUCAAGACCAACAUGUUCUCCCUAUUUAUUGAGGAGGCGGAGAAGAGCAGGAUCCCUCAGGAGGCCUAUUUCCAGCAGAAAAUAACAGAAUACCAUGAACAGAAGAAGCACCGAAGGGAAUCRUGAAGGCUGGGGAGCAAAGAGCGGGGCUGUGGCCCACAUCUCGGCCAGCAGAYUGAACCCAUGUUCCAUCAACAAGCAGAGCACACUGGACUCUGAUGCAUCCAACUGGCAAUGCCUGCAGCCCCGGACUCAUUUCCACCCUCUUCUUAUUUUUUAAUUUUUCCUCAGGACACAAUUGCACUGGAAAACUCUUUUGCACAGAGCUAGUGAGCAGGCUGUGAUUUUCUUUCCCUCCCCAUCUUGCUAGCAACAGGGAAAAACGGCAGCUCGCCCAGAGCCACCAGGAUUGCACACAGGGCUGAACAGAAGCCAGAGAGCAGGCACCUUGGCCAACAAGGGCUGGAAAGGAACUAUUAAGGACAAAAAAAAGCAGGAAAUUAAUUAAAACAAAGCUAUAUUUUUGCAAAUAAGCUGUGGCCCGYGAGGUGCAUUUCCAAGGCUGCUAUUACUGGCACUUAUUUCACCCUAUUUUCUAUCAAGAGGCACUUAGCAGCAGCAGGAGCACGGAAGAGUCGGUGGAUUUUGGUGCUGCUUCACUGUUGCUACUGGGAGCAACACUCCCUGUUCGGCUCUUUGAAAGAAACAAGAUAUUCCCCAAACCUUUAUUUGGGCUGUCAUCAAACCGUCAAGGCCACAGGACUGUGUUGGGGCAGCAGAGAGACGGCUGGGAAGGGAGGAAGCAGUUGCUAAAAUUCAACAGCAAACCUUGUUGCUAUCUGCCUUUUUCCUUGACUUUGGGGCUAACGACCCUUAAAACCUUCCAGUUCAUCCCAGUACUGCCUGAAAGGUGAUGCCUGCAGCAGAUUCAAAGGAAGAUUAUGGUCCUCUCCCUUUCCAAGCACCUUCAUCCGGGUACCAAAUAUUACCGCACAGAAAGCUGGUGCCAGUUGUAGUCCUGGCUUUGUCAGGAUGGAAAGCAGAGCUUCAUCCUGCAGCCUGGAUCACGGUGCCAACAUGAGCUCGCAGGCUUGCUGCCUGCUUUGCCMUAGAGUUGAGUUGUCACCAAGUGUCACACUGAGGGAUUUGUGUCAAAAAAAUAUAUAUUAUCAGGCUGGUACCAAAUGGCUUUAGAUCUCCGAGCUGCUGAGCAUCCGACUCAUGAAACCGAGGCACAUGAAACCAAGGCACAGUUAAGAAAUAACUGUGUGCAGUCAUGCACUGGGAUUGUGGAGGGGAGAAAGAACUGCAGAGUUAGAAACUGUGAACAAAACUGAAACUUUCCAGCCAYAGUGAAAGAAAACUGUUUAGCCUUUGCUCAAACCCCAUGUGUGUUGGGGGAGGAUGGAAACUGCUGGAUGAAAAAUAGAGGGUUUAGGCACUGUAAAUAUCUUUCCUGGUUCCACAAGUUUCCCCUUCUGGGUAGAGAGAAGGCUAGGGGUA
Messenger RNA from Nothoprocta perdicaria, 2784 nucleotides. It is a transcript of the gene DENND2D, whose product is annotated as DENN domain containing 2D. The coding region runs from base 1 to 1407 and encodes 468 amino acids. The record is from RefSeq and is a predicted model, not a curated record. The transcript is spliced from 12 exons. NCBI's taxonomy places the organism in Eukaryota, Metazoa, Chordata, Aves, Tinamiformes, Tinamidae. Gene Ontology annotation, cellular component: nucleoplasm; cytosol.